Linum tenue is the source of this 2628-nucleotide messenger RNA. The record is from the annotation of a GenBank genome assembly. NCBI's taxonomy places the organism in Eukaryota, Viridiplantae, Streptophyta, Magnoliopsida, Malpighiales, Linaceae.
AACGGUUGAGGAUAACAGUGGAGCGGCUUUGGGGUUUAGGAGGGAAGGAAAAAAGGAAAGCAAAGAGGAAAAGCCCUCUCUCUUUCUCGUUUUGGGACUUGGUGAAGACUGAAAAGCCUCAGCUCUCUCUCUUUUUCUCUGCGUCGCCUGCUUAGAUCUGAUCUCCUCCUUUCCCGUAUCCCCUCCCGCCGCCGCGUUCCUACUCUCCGCCACGGUGGUGCUUACUCGAGCUCCGUCCGUCCGUCGACUUUCUGUCUGUCCUUUGUUCGUUAUUUUUUUUAAUUAAUUUCUUUCUUGUCGCAAAACCCCUCGCGCGGCUCCUUUUUUUUCACGUAUAUAUAAAUAUAUAAGUACCGCAAUAAACCCUAAGGAGGGUUUUCUGGUUUGACGGGCGCCGCACCUCUCCCGACUUCUCCACCUUAUCUACCGAUCUCUCCCGAUCUACCAGCGAGCCGGGAUUCUUGAUUCGGAUUCUUGGUUUCGUUCUCUCUCGCUUUUUGUUGGUGGAGGAGGAGCAGCAGCCACACCGCUAUAGCUAUGGCCGCUCCGUACCCGGGACCCGUCUCUGCUAUUCAGGUGGGGUCGUACUUUGUUGGUCAGUACUACCAAGUGCUUCAGCAGAAGCCCGAUCUCGUUUAUCAGUUCUACUCCGAAGCCAGUACCAUGAUCCGCGUAGAGGGAGAUGACAGCGAGACUGCCUCGACAAUGCUGCAUAUCCAUAAUAUUAUCAUGUCUCUGAAUUUCACUGCCAUAGAGAUCAAGACCAUCAAUUCUCUCGACUCUUGGAAUGGAGGUGUUAUGGUGAUGGUUUCUGGAUCCGUUAAAACCAAGGAAUUCAACGGCAGGAAGAAGUUUGUGCAGACUUUUUUCCUGGCUCCUCAGGACAAGGGUUAUUUCGUUCUCAAUGAUAUUUUCCAGUUCAUUGAUAGUGAAAUCAUCUACCAGCAGCAUCCUGUUUCUACUACACCUGAAAACAUCUACCAACAGCACUCAGCCCCUAGCACCGCUGAACACAUCUACCAGCAGCACUCAGCCCCUAGCACAACUGAACACAUCUACCACCAGCAUCCAGAUUCAGCGGCUCCUGAGUCAAUUUAUCAGCAACACAUAUCAGAGGAUACUUUUGAUCCUCAUCAAAGUGCUUCUGCUAGUCUCCUUGAGCACCCAGUGUCUGACUACGCCUUGGAGGAAGAAGCUAGAGAUUAUGUGAAUUCGGUUCACAUAGAAGAUACUCCAGUUGACAAGUACAGCAUUCCAGAACUUCAACAUCAAGACUUCGAGGAUGAUAUCCCUGUGGAUGAAACAGUUGAGGAGGAGACACCAUACCAGGGUGCUGUGGAAGUUGUGCACGAACCUUCAGCAUCUGCAGUGGAGGAAGCUGAGGGAGAACCACAAAAGAAAACUUAUGCAUCUAUUCUAAGAGUUGCCAAGGGGCCAUUUUCAUCAGUAGCUGCUCAGCAACCUGUUACUAAGAGUGCCCCAGCUUCUUCUGAUUGGAAUCAUGUGUCGGUGCCCAAUGCCCAGCAGUCAGGCGCAGGGUUGUCAGUUGUGCCCGAGGCUGCAAAUGAUAAAGCAGAUGACGGUUUGGAACUUGAUGAAGGUGAACCUAAAUCUGUUUAUGUGCGCAACUUGCCUUCUGAUAUUAGUGCUGCAGAAAUCGAACAGGAGUUCAGAAACUUUGGUAGAAUCAGGCCUGAUGGUGUCUUCGUCAGGAACCGAAAAGACGUAAUUGGUGUGUGUUAUGCUUUCGUCGAGUUUGAAGACCUUGCGAGUGUUCAAAACGCAAUAAAGUCAUCUCCCAUACAACUGGCUGGGAGACAAGUCUACAUCGAGGAACGGAGACCAACUGCUGGGGGCAUUGGCGCUCGUGGUGGAAGUAUGUAUUGUUUAUUAGUGUAUUCAAUUCCUGUCAUAUUUUGGUGAAUGACUGCAUCUAUGCCAAGUACGAUUAGGUGUUGGAGGUUGGCAGUAGACUGUAGAUAUAUACUUCUUUUAUUUGUGUUGUGACUUGUGACUGUACUAUAUUUGGGAAGACUAUUAGAGUGCAAAGCUUGUGACAGCAAUGGCAGGAACUGACUCUCCAUCUCUCUUGUCUGGUUGAUUUCUUAGGAGGAAGGGGAAGGGGCAGAGGUGGGUACCCAAUGACCGAUGCCCCGAGGGGCCGCUACGGUGGUGCUGGCGGCCGUGGUUUGGGCAGAGCAGGUACCCAAGAUGGCGAAUACAACAACAAUAGCAAUAGAUCAAGGGGCAAUGGUUACUCGCAGCGCGUGUCGCGAUGAACCGGAAGUGGGAUGAGAUGGGAUGGUUUGGCCUAGCUAGGAUCUGAAGCUCUGCUCUUGAGUUGCUCCGUUUCUUGAUUGGAACAGUUUGUUUCACAAUCAUAUACACCGGCUGAAACCCAUUUUUUUUUUUCUUGGUCUUGUCUUCUUGUCUUGGCGGAGGCUGUGGUGUAUGUGGUCAAUCUUUGUUUUUGUGGGAUUCCUUGGAAACACUUUUACUUGCUUUUAAUUAGUACCCCGAGUGUUGCUCUGUUUUUGGUUGAUGGCGGUGUUUGAGAUGCAUGAUAUUAUCUCCCCCUUUUGAGUACAAUUUUUUCAUUAAUCUAAUUCAAGUGGGAGAUUCUUUCUA